GCAACAACUGCAAGAAGAACCACUUUGGCAAGUGCCGCGAUCCCCCGAGGUGCUAUCAAUGCGGGGAGGUCGGGCAUUUGAAGGUGAGUUGCCCACAACUUGGGCGAGCCAUGGGGGCCGGACCAAGUAGUGGAACGACGGUGAGCAGGAACCGAACCGGAGCACCAAGUGCUAGCGGUGGGCACGGUGAGGCGAGUGCAAGCAACGCGCCAUCCGUAAACCAAGGAAGGACCCAAGCUCGGGUCUAUGCUAUGACGGAGGCGGAUGCUCGUGCCAACCCGGACUCCGUUGCGGUUUCAGGUAGAACUUGAAGGUUGCUACCGGCGCCCGUUGCUUCGGGGAUUUUCAAGGGAGAAGACGUGGUUCGUGCUUCUUCUGUUUCCUGUUUUCAAAACAAUUAUAACAAUGCUCAUGGAUACUAUUUUCUUAAUAAUUACUUUGGGGGCUUGUAUGCCUAGUUAUGCCAAGUGUGGCUUGGACAAUUGUAUUAAUGCUUCCGCUG
Molecule: messenger RNA, 502 nt
Organism: Cuscuta europaea
Lineage: Eukaryota; Viridiplantae; Streptophyta; Magnoliopsida; Solanales; Convolvulaceae
Source: the annotation of a GenBank genome assembly